ACUGAGCCUCCCGCUGUCCAGCACGCCUGGGAUGGGUAAUGGUGUGCAGGAAGGCUCGGUGCGCCUGCGCGAGGAUGCCGAAGCAGUUCUGUCCGGGGCAGUCUCCUCACAGAGAGACCACAGGCAAGUGCUUAGCUCCCUGCUGUCCGGAGCCCUGGCUGGUGCGCUCGCCAAGACAGCAGUAGCCCCCCUGGACAGGACCAAGAUCAUCUUCCAAGUGUCUUCAAAAAGGUUUUCUGCCAAGGAGGCUUUCCGGCUCCUCUACUUCACCUACCUCAAUGAGGGCUUCCUCAGCCUAUGGCGUGGGAACUCAGCCACCAUGGUGCGAGUGAUUCCUUACGCUGCCAUCCAGUUCAGCGCGCAUGAGGAAUACAAGCGCAUCCUGGGCCACUACUAUGGCUUCCGUGGAGAAGCUCUGCCCCCGUGGCCCCGCCUUCUGGCUGGCGCCCUGGCAGGAACCACCGCAGCUUCCCUCACAUACCCCCUGGACCUGGUGAGAGCAAGGAUGGCUGUGACACCCAAGGAGAUGUACAGCAACAUCUUUCACGUCUUCAUCCGCAUCUCAAGAGAGGAAGGGCUGAAGACCCUCUACUUCGGCUUCACACCCACUGUGCUGGGCGUCAUUCCCUACGCGGGGCUCAGCUUCUUUACUUACGAGACCCUGAAGAGCCUGCACCGAGAGUACAGUGGCCGCCCGCAGCCCUACCCCUUUGAGCGCAUGGUCUUCGGGGCCUGUGCUGGCCUUAUCGGGCAGUCCGCCUCCUACCCUCUGGACGUGGUGCGGAGGCGUAUGCAGACAGCAGGUGUCACAGGCCACCAGCACGGUUCCAUCCUGAGCACACUGCGCUCCAUCGUGCGUGAGGAGGGCGCGAUACGCGGCCUCUACAAGGGCCUGAGUAUGAACUGGCUGAAGGGCCCGAUCGCCGUGGGAAUCAGCUUCACCACUUUUGACCUCAUGCAGAUCCUGCUGCGCCGGCUGCAGAGCUAGGCCCCCUCAACAGUGGACGGUGAGCUGGUGGAUCAAGGACAUGCAGCCGCAGGCUGGCAGCCCUGGUGGUGCCUUGAGGAUAGGCAGGAGGGCGGGACCUGGCUUGGGGCUGCAGGGCCCAUAGCAAAGUGCUGGCACUCAGGGUGUGACCUUGUGAAGGUGGAUCUUGGCUGUGCUCCUCCCUUCAGCUCCUUGCUAGUGGCUGGUGAGUCUCCUAGGUCGUUACCCAAAGGCCCCUAAGGGGUCUGACUGCACUUCCUGCCCUGUGUCCUCUGACCUGCUGCUGAUUCUAGUGCCCAUCGGCACACGGGGCUCAGAGCCCAUCCCUUCUUGCUAUGGCCAUGCCUGGCCUGCAGAUGUGGUGGCCUUUCCUUUAAAGCCACACUCUGGAGGGUCACAGCUUGCUCAGUGGUGGCUAUGCCUGUGCCCCUCAGCCCUCCACCAUGCCUGCCCAUCCCCCCUAGGUGACAGAUGGCCUCUCUUGCCCACACAGCUGUCUCCCAGAGCACUGUGACCAUCUCAUUCCUGAGGGCUGCACCUGCCCUUUGCCAACCACCUGGCCUGUAACCUUUCCAGGAGGCCCUGUGGCCACCAGGCAGGGGCGUCAGGUACAGACCCCACUGGAAAUGCCCAUGUAGGUGUCACUUACCUGGGGUGCUUCCCAAAGGUUCUCGUGUGCACGACACCCAUGGAGACAGAGCUCAAGCUCCUGAAACUGCCCAGCCAGGUUUUGGGCCUGCUGUGAGCCCUGGUCUGCACCGAGGCUGCCAUAGGCCUAAGAUGGGCAGCUUUUCCUGUGUGAGUGAGUGCAGAGGUGUCUGUGGCCUGGGAAGUAAGGAAAGGCCAGGGCACUGGGCGCAACCAGCAGCCAACUGACCUCAAGGAGAAGCCCCUGUGCCGCCCUAGGUGUCCCAGGGACCUAAUGCCUUUCCUGAUGUAUGGAGUUCUUGAUAUAGGGUCUUUGAGACAGUCCUAGUCAGAAUCCCUGGCUAGCCUGCUCCUCGGUGUUAUCUGGGCUAGCCUCUAACUUGCAGCAGUCCUCCUGCCUCUAGUUUCUAGUUUUCAACUUAUCCUGCCCAAGGUCUGCACACACAAAACCCCUACCCUGUGCAAUUCGGUUCUUGCUCAGGUGAGCUAAGUGUCGGUUUGCACAGCUGGAUGGCAGCCAUCUCACACGAAGGACCUAAGCAGGGUGGCUUGACCCG
This is a messenger RNA of Acomys russatus (golden spiny mouse), 2193 nucleotides long. It is a transcript of the gene Slc25a42, whose product is annotated as solute carrier family 25 member 42. The record is from RefSeq and is a predicted model, not a curated record. Gene Ontology annotation, biological process: transmembrane transport. Gene Ontology annotation, cellular component: mitochondrial inner membrane. NCBI's taxonomy places the organism in Eukaryota, Metazoa, Chordata, Mammalia, Rodentia, Muridae. The coding region runs from base 32 to 988 and encodes 318 amino acids. The transcript has 7 exons.